CUCUUCUGAUACGCAGCUGUAAAUCUUUCUCCUCUGCGCUUCUGUUGCAGCUCUCUUUAAUUCGAUAUGGAGCUCAUUUCAACAUCAUUCAAAAUGGAGCUCUGGCAUCUUUUCCUGUACUGUUUAGCUCCUGUUUUUAUCAUUCUUGUUUCUGGUAUCUGGUCAUUUAAUCCCAGAUACAAAAACCUGCCACCAGGAAGUUUCGGAUGGCCUCUUCUAGGUGAAACCAUUGAAUUCGUAUCAAAGCCAGAGAUGUUUGUGCUGGACAGAAUGAACAAAUACUCUCCAGAUAUCUUCAAAACCAAUAUACUUGGGGAGAAAAUGGCAGUAAUCUGCGGAGCAAAUGGCCACAAGUUUCUCUUCACCAAUGGACACACAAUCUUCACUCCAUUUCUGCCCUAUUCCAUGAGAAAACUGUUCUUCUCUUCAGCCCCUGGUGACUUCAAUCUCAAAAAAACUGUGAAGGAAGUAAAAGGAGCUCCAGGGUUCUUGAAACCUGAGGCCCUGGUGAAGUACGUGGGCAAAAUGGAUUCCAUUACUCAGCAACAUAUGAACACUUUAUGGGAAGGAAACGAUGAAGUGAAGGCGUUUUCUCUAGCUAAGUCUUUAACUUUAGCUCUUGCCUGUCGUUUUUUCAUGGGCGCUGAGGAUCCUGAGCGUGUUUCCAGGACGAUUUCCAGGUUCGAUGCUAUAAAAGUGGGUAUGCAUUCUGUUCCCUGGAAUUUUCCUGGGACGAAUUUUCAUAAAGCUUGCAAAGCCGCAGCUGCAGUUCACCAGGAGUUAAUGAGGGUGAUUUCUGAGAAGAAAUCUGCAAUGGCUAGGGGAGAGCCAGUGCGAGAUAUUGUGUCACAUGUGAUUCAGGCUUCAUAUGGCUCAGACGUCGAGAUAGCAGAACAACUAAUGGGUACACUUGUUGCAGGGUAUAGCACUGUGGCUUCCCUCAUGACUUUCGUCAUGAAAUAUGUUGCAGAGAGGCCUGACGUAUACCAGAAAGUCCUCGCUGAGCAACAAGAAGUGGCAGCCUCUAAGAAGCCUGGGGAGCUCUUGAAUUGGGAUGACAUGCAGAAGAUGAAAUAUUCGUGGAAUGUAGCACGCGAAGUGCUGAGACUCGCACCAGUCAUUCGAGGAACAUUUAGAGAGGUUCUCUCAGAUUUUACUUACGCUGGUUACACCGUUCCCAAAGGAUGGAAGCUGUAUUGGACAGUAGAUUCAACACACAUGAACCCCAAACACUUCCGGAAUCCAGAAAAGUUUGACCCAUCAAGAUAUGAUGAAGCAAAUGACUUACCUUCCUACGCCUUUACUCCAUUCGGAGUUGGCCUCCGUUCGUGUCCGGCCAAGGAGUAUUCCCGAUUGGCUGUCCUGGCAUUUGUUCACAAUUUGGUGAAGAAAUUUAGAUGGGAGAUGGUGAUUCCAGAUGAAAAAAUCAUAGGGGGCUUGAUGCCCUCUCCGGAACAGGGCCUUCUUAUUCGUCUUUAUCAUCAUUAAAUUUAUACUAAUAAUGGUAUAUAUAUAUAAUUUUGAGUACCUAAAAAAAUAUUCAAAU
Molecule: messenger RNA, 1546 nt
Organism: Mangifera indica (mango)
Lineage: Eukaryota; Viridiplantae; Streptophyta; Magnoliopsida; Sapindales; Anacardiaceae
Product: beta-amyrin 28-monooxygenase-like
Exons: 3
Coding region: 67-1488 (473 amino acids)
Biological process (GO): sterol metabolic process
Molecular function (GO): monooxygenase activity; oxidoreductase activity, acting on paired donors, with incorporation or reduction of molecular oxygen; iron ion binding
Source: RefSeq, a predicted model, not a curated record